Molecule: messenger RNA, 1739 nt
Organism: Sus scrofa (pig)
Lineage: Eukaryota; Metazoa; Chordata; Mammalia; Artiodactyla; Suidae
Gene: PTEN
Product: phosphatase and tensin homolog
Biological process (GO): negative regulation of cell population proliferation; phosphatidylinositol dephosphorylation; cell motility
Cellular component (GO): plasma membrane; cytosol; cell projection
Molecular function (GO): protein tyrosine phosphatase activity; phosphatidylinositol-3,4,5-trisphosphate 3-phosphatase activity; inositol-1,3,4,5-tetrakisphosphate 3-phosphatase activity
Source: RefSeq, marked provisional
CGCUGCCGCCGCUGCCAGAUCUCUGGCUGCUGAGGAGAAGCAGGCCCAGUCGCUGCAACCAUCCAGCAGCCGCCGCAGCAGCCAUUACCCGGCUGCGGUCCAGAGCCAAGCGGCAGCAGAGCGAGGGGCAUCAGCUACCGCCAAGUCCAGAGCCAUUUCCAUCCUGCAGAAGAAGCCCCGCCACCAGCAGCUUCUGCCAUCUCUCUCCUCCUUUUUCUUCAGCCACAGACUCCCAGACAUGACAGCCAUCAUCAAAGAGAUCGUUAGCAGAAACAAAAGGAGAUAUCAAGAGGAUGGAUUCGACUUAGACUUGACCUAUAUUUAUCCAAACAUUAUUGCUAUGGGGUUUCCUGCAGAAAGACUUGAAGGCGUAUACAGGAACAAUAUUGAUGAUGUAGUAAGGUUUUUGGAUUCAAAGCAUAAAAACCAUUACAAGAUAUACAAUCUAUGUGCUGAAAGACAUUAUGAUACCGCCAAAUUUAACUGCAGAGUUGCACAGUAUCCUUUCGAAGACCAUAAUCCACCACAGCUAGAACUUAUCAAACCUUUUUGUGAAGAUCUUGACCAAUGGCUAAGUGAAGAUGACAAUCAUGUUGCAGCAAUUCACUGUAAAGCUGGAAAGGGACGAACUGGUGUAAUGAUUUGUGCAUAUUUGUUACAUCGGGGUAAAUUUUUAAAGGCACAAGAGGCCCUAGAUUUCUAUGGGGAAGUAAGGACCAGAGACAAAAAGGGAGUAACUAUUCCCAGUCAGAGGCGCUAUGUGUAUUAUUAUAGCUACCUGUUAAAGAAUCAUCUGGAUUAUAGACCAGUGGCACUGUUGUUUCACAAGAUGAUGUUUGAAACUAUUCCAAUGUUCAGUGGCGGAACUUGCAAUCCUCAGUUUGUGGUCUGCCAGCUAAAGGUGAAGAUAUAUUCCUCCAAUUCAGGACCCACACGACGGGAAGACAAGUUCAUGUACUUUGAGUUCCCUCAGCCAUUGCCUGUGUGUGGUGACAUCAAAGUAGAGUUCUUCCACAAACAGAACAAGAUGCUAAAAAAGGACAAAAUGUUUCACUUUUGGGUAAAUACAUUCUUCAUACCAGGACCAGAGGAAACCUCAGAAAAAGUAGAAAAUGGAAGUCUGUGUGAUCAAGAAAUUGAUAGUAUUUGCAGUAUAGAACGUGCAGAUAAUGACAAGGAAUAUCUAGUACUCACUUUAACAAAAAAUGAUCUCGACAAAGCAAAUAAAGACAAGGCCAACCGAUACUUUUCUCCAAAUUUUAAGGUGAAGCUGUACUUCACAAAAACAGUAGAGGAGCCAUCAAAUCCAGAGGCUAGCAGUUCAACUUCUGUAACACCAGAUGUUAGUGACAAUGAACCUGAUCAUUAUAGAUAUUCUGACACCACUGACUCUGAUCCAGAAAAUGAACCUUUUGAUGAAGAUCAGCAUACACAAAUUACAAAAGUCUGAUUUUUUUUUUUUUAUCAAGAGGGAUAAAACAUCAUAAGAAACAAACUUGAAUAAACUGAAAAUGGACCUUUUUUUUAAAUGGCAAUAGGACAUUGUGUCAGAUUACCAGUUAUAGGAACAAUUCUCUUUUCCUGACCAAUCUUGUUUUACCCUAUACAUCCACAGGGUUUUGACACUUGUUGUCCAGUUGAAAAAAGGUUGUGUAGCUGUGUCAUGUAUAUACCUUUUUGUGUCAAAAGGACAUUUAAAAUUCAAUUAGGAUAAAUAAAGAUGGCACUUUCCCAUUUUA